AAUGAUCGAUAUAACUCGUAUCGAUCGAGAAUCGCAAUUAUUGACAAACCAAUCGAUGCGAAAGGAAUGGCGUCGUGAACAAGUCUCGCAGUUGUCAGAGUAUUGUUUUCGAAUUAUCAGUUUUUGUUAAAAAAAAAAAUCUUUGAUCGAGUUGACUGUGGCAAGAUUACACUUGUUACCCGGUACAAUAGCAUUUCUCGAGAAUAGACGCAGGCUUUGUUUUUGUUUUGAAGCAUACGCGACACUCGAUGCCGCGCGUCUACCGCACGCAUGCCAACAUAAUUCAAAGUGGUGUAGCAUUCAGUGAUGUGACUUAUGACCCUUUUGAGAAUAUACAUCGGAGCUAGAAGUUUACACCGAUAUCAUCUAACAUUUUUCAGCGCGACAGAAAGGGGACGUCAUCGACUGCUGAGCGGCAAGAGACGAAAAAUCAGCUGGCUGGUGAAUCGUCGAAUCGUCGAGAGACAGGAGCACAGCAUAACGCACACUGAGAUCACGCAGAGACGCGUUCUCCAGGAGAAGGGCCCCGACAUGCCGCAAUACACCGGACAGAGUGAUGCAGAUUACCACGGAAGUAACGGCCAGGCGGAUACCCAUUCGUUGCAUUCGUCUCAUUUGUCUGUCCAGGAGGAUCCAUUACUCAUCCGGAGCCAUAAGCAGCAAACUACUCAACAAGUAACAAACGUGUCGAAGGUGGUGCGCGAGGUGUCACACAUGGAGCCGGAUCCGGGCGCGGUGAGCUACAUGUCGGUUCCAUUGAUGUCCCAGGACUAUCAACACGCGGACCGACGGUACCCGGCCGACUCGUACAUGGUCGGUUUCGAGCACUACGAGCCCUACCUCGGCUACCCGCCCCAACCAGGGUAUCCAGGCCCCCAUGGAAUCUACAUGCCACGCUCGCACUCUCCUCACAGCCCCCACAGCCCCUCGGAGCACAGUCGUGCCUCGCCUCCGCAUGGUGAGACUUUCUUUCGUUCGUUCGUUUGUUUGUUUGUUAAAGAAUACCUGCGCAAGGCGGCGCCUUACGUGGAAGGAGGCUACAACGACAUCGAUCCAGGUUUGAAUCCCGCGUUGCAAGAUCAUUAUCGUAUUACUCCUAGUCCCGGUGGUCCUGGAGAUCAAUAUGAUCAGAUCAGCAACUCUUGGAAUAUGGAUGACUCCGGCGAACCCUCUCAGCAUCCUCAUGACGAGAAUAAAGUGGCCUACGGUUACGUGUCUCCGUCCCCAUACGGGCCCGUCGGAUACGGCCCUGGCGUCGGGGUGGGCCCGGUCGCGGUCCCAAGCGACGUGCCCGGCUACGACGAGGGCCACCCGGUCCCCCUCCCGACCGGCGUCCCGCCCGGGAUGUUCGACGACGAGGUCCACCUCCAACGGUUGCAGUCCCGACACCCGGUCGUGCCCGGGAUGGCCAGCCCGCUGGACGACGACCAGAAGUCGAUGAGAUGGCGGGACCCGAAUCUGUCCGAGGUGAUAGGCUUCCUCAGCAACCCGAACAACAUCAUCAAGGCGAACGCCGCCGCGUAUCUGCAACACCUGUGCUACAUGGACGACCCCAACAAGCAGAAGACGCGAAGUUUGGGCGGCAUACCGCCGUUGGUCCAGCUGCUCGACCACGACAAUCCGGACGUGUACAGGAACGCGUGCGGCGCGUUGAGGAACUUGUCGUACGGGAGGCAGAACGACGAGAACAAGAGGGCCAUCAAGAACGCGGGCGGCGUCCCCGCCUUGAUCAAUUUGUUGCGCAGAACGUCGGACGCCGACGUGAAGGAGCUGGUCACGGGGGUCCUGUGGAAUUUGUCCUCGUGCGAGGACUUGAAGAAAUCCAUAAUCGACGACGGCGUGACGAUGGUGGUGAACAACAUAAUCAUCCCUCACAGCGGCUGGGAUCCAAGCUCCUCGAGCGGGGAGACGUGCUGGUCGACCGUGUUCAGAAACGCUUCCGGCGUGUUGAGGAACGUGUCGAGCGCCGGGGAAUACGCGAGGAAGAAGCUCCGCGAGUGCGACGGCCUGGUCGACGCCCUUCUCUACGUGGUGCGGUCCGCCAUCGAGAAGUCGAACAUCGGGAACAAGAUCGUGGAGAAUUGCGUGUGCAUCCUGCGAAACCUGAGCUACCGUUGCCAGGAAGUGGAGGACCCGAACUACGACAAGCACCCGAUUCAGUCGACCGUUCAGAACAGGGUGGCGGCGCCGGCCAAAGGCGAGAACCUCGGUUGCUUCGGGGGCAGCAAGAAGAAGAAGGACGGGCAACCGGUGCAAAAGGAAACGACCGCGUCCCGCACCACGACCAGCCCGAGAACCGAGCCUGUCAGAGGCAUGGAGCUUCUCUGGCAGCCCGAGGUGGUCCAGUCCUAUCUGAAGCUGUUGCAGACGUGCUCGAAUCCGGAGACCCUCGAGGCGGCGGCGGGCGCGCUUCAGAACCUUGCGGCCUGCUAUUGGCAGCCCAGUAUCGAAAUUCGUGCGGCUGUGAGAAAGGAGAAAGGGCUUCCCAUUUUGGUGGAGCUGUUGCGGAUGGAGGUGGACCGGGUAGUCUGCGCCGUGGCCACGGCUCUCAGGAAUCUGGCGAUAGAUCAGCGGAACAAGGAGUUGAUAGGGAAGUACGCAAUGCGUGACCUUAUUCAAAAGUUGCCCUCGGGGAAUAACCAGCACGACCAAGGAACCAGCGACGAUACGAUCGCCGCGGUGCUUGCAACGUUGAACGAGGUGAUCAAGAAGAACGCCGAGUUCUCGCGUUCCCUGUUGGACGCUGGCGGUGUCGACAGACUGAUGAACAUCACCAGGCAACGCCAGAAGUACACGCCACGUGUUCUUAAAUUUGCAGGACAAGUCUUGUUCACGAUGUGGCAGCAUCAAGAGUUGAGAGACGUUUACAAGAAGCACGGUUGGAAGGAGCAAGAUUUCGUAACGAAGACGGUGGCGGCGCGGAAUUCAGGGCCUAAUUCACCCAACAACGCGAAUAGCUAUGAUUGUAGCACGCUGAAUCGACCGAUGGCGAGUCAAGGGAGCACCAGAUACGAGGACAGAACGAUCCAGAGAGCGAACAUGAACUCGAAUAACGUUGGUCGACCUACCAUUUACCAGCCUCAACCGAAACCCGGUGAGCCGCUCUACGCGCAAGUUAACUUGGAGAAGAAAAAGAAGCGGCAGUAUGAGCUGGGGGUGGGCCAGGCGCAGGGUCAGGGGCCGGUGGUCGGCUCGGGGGUGGCGCCCAGUGUGCCCGCGGCCGGCCAAUGGGUGGCCGACGGAGUGGGCGUCCCCGACGGCUCGGCCGCCACGGCGACGGUGAACGUACCGCCCAACUCAACGGCCGCCUCCGCCGGCGACUCCUGGGUAUAACAGGCCAGCCUUGUCCGGGAUCCAGCCGCCCUCCCUCGGGGGGCAACCGCCGUCCCUCCUGCCCCGAGGCCGCCGCAGAAUCUGCCGAGGAACGUUUCCUCCUCCCCACCCCCCCAG
Messenger RNA from Apis florea (little honeybee), 3450 nucleotides. RefSeq names its product adherens junction protein p120 (gene p120ctn). Gene Ontology annotation, molecular function: protein binding. The record is from RefSeq and is a predicted model, not a curated record. Gene Ontology annotation, biological process: cell-cell adhesion. NCBI's taxonomy places the organism in Eukaryota, Metazoa, Arthropoda, Insecta, Hymenoptera, Apidae. Gene Ontology annotation, cellular component: plasma membrane; nucleus; adherens junction.